Lolium perenne is the source of this 2254-nucleotide messenger RNA. RefSeq lists its product as uncharacterized. The record is from RefSeq and is a predicted model, not a curated record. Gene Ontology annotation, biological process: response to abscisic acid; response to stress. NCBI's taxonomy places the organism in Eukaryota, Viridiplantae, Streptophyta, Magnoliopsida, Poales, Poaceae.
GGAAUCAGGCUUUCACCAUCUCACACAGCUUUAACGAUCGAGCAAGCAAGAAUCCCAUUUCGUCAGCGACCGAUCAAGGAUCAAGGAGUUUCCAGUUUACCAGCUGCACCGACGAUGGACGCGCCGGCCAUGUUCACGCGCAAGCACGUCCCCGAGAACAUCGCCGCCGAGGAGGAGGGCGGACAGCAGCAGCUGCACCGCGACGAGAAGCCGCACAAGCCGGUGCUCAAGAAGGUCAAGGACAAGGUGAAGAAGAUCAAGAACACCAUCGCCGGCAAGGGCCACGGCAACGGCGACGAGCACGAGCACGAGAAUGACACCGGUGGCAGCAACAGCAGCGACAUGGACGAGGAGGACUCGGCGAUGAGGGAGGCCGAGGUGGAGAAGGGCGGGUACCAGGUGGAGAAGGGUGGGUACCAGGAGGACGUCGAGGACAAGCGCGUCAUGGAUUCCAGCCCCGAGCUGCACGGCGCACCCAUGUACGACUCCGAGAGGAUCGCGGAGGUGAAGCGCAACGACGCCACGGGGGAUAGGCUCGGGGACUUCGGCGUCCCGGCGGCGAAGAAGGGGGUGGAGCGCACCGACGACACGGAGGUGCGGCUCGGCGACCAGCUGGGCGGCCCCGUCGUGGAGGACCCGAUGGCGCCGAACUCGAAGACGCCAACCCCGCGAGGCGGGGAGGACAUCGGCACGACGGACGUCGUGCGGGACUUCGAGGCGCUGGCCGUGUCGGACGACCCGAAGCACGCGGGCGUGCAGAAGAUGGAUCGCGACCAGAUCAAGGAGACGGAGGCAAUGCCGGUGUCCGACGGCACCGGGGAGGAGUGGACCGACGCGCCCGCGGACGCAGAGUACACGGGGAGCUACACGGACAGGCUCAAGAACACGGCGGCGGGCACCACGGAGUACGGCAAGAAGCUGGCGAGCACCGUGUACGAGAAGGUCGCCGGCGUCGGCACGGCCGUGGCGACCAAGGCGCAGCAGGUCACCCCCGGGUUCGGCGCGGGUGGGAGCGCGCAAGACGACUCCACAACCGCUGAGCCAAUGGCCGUGGACGCCGGAAAGAGGGACCUCGACCAGGGGAUGCCGGCCUCGUACGCCGGCACGGAUGAGCUGAAGAACGCGGCCACGGACGCGACGACGGAGGGCGCGCCUGCCGCGACGACGUACACGGACAAGAUCAAGUCCGCGGCGGCGGGCACCACGGAGUACGGCAAGCAGAUGGCAGGUACGGUGUACGGGAAGGUCACCCCAGUGUUCGGAGCGGGCGGGAACGCGCGGGACGACUCCAGCACCCCUGCCGUGGACGCCGGUAAGAGGGACCUCGACCUGCAGAAAGAGGGAACGCCGGCGUCGUACACCGGCACAGAGCAGCUGAAGAACGCAACAACGGACGCGACGACAGAGGGCGCGCCCGGCGCGACGACGUACACGGACAAGAUCAAGUACGCGGCGGCGGGCACCACGGAGUACGGCAAGCAGCUGGCAAGCACGGUGUACGAGAAGGUCGCUGGUGUGGGCACGGCCGUGGCAGGCAAGGCGCAGCAGGUGAUGCCGAGUUCGGCCGGAACCGCUACUCCUGGCGUAGGCGCGCAGGACGGCUCGACCGCGCGGACAGUCACCCCCGGCGCCGGCGGGCCGGGGAACGGGCAGGACAAGGGCGUGUCUGGCGUGACGGCGUAUAUCGCCGAGUAUCUGCGCCCGGGCGACGAGGAGCGGUCGCUGAGCGAGGCGAUCACCGGCGCCGUGCAGCAGCGCAAGGAGGGUGUCGGCAGCACCGUUUCCAAGGCGCGCGAGGUCCCGGCGCAGGCGGUGACCAGGGCGCGCGAAGCCGUGACGUCGCUCACCGGCGGGAACCGCGUCUCCGAGACCGUGCAGCCCACCACAGAGGGGAACAUCGGGGAAGGCGUCGCGGCGGAAGUGCCGACGCUUCACGGGGAGGAGAUCGGAGCCCCGAGGACCAACACCAAUGGACUGUGAACUGUGAACUGUGAAGCCUCCGCUGGUGUAGCGUGUGAUCAGUAUGCCGGAGUGGUGGGGAUCGCCGGAAUAAGUCGCCUGGUUCGUCAGGUGUACAUGCAGUGCGGGCUACGGUGCUUGGAUCCAUCUAUGGCUAGCUGAUUUUCCUUUUGGGUAUUUUGGGACUUGUUUUCCAGGAGUGUUCGCGAGUCGUGAUACGCUCUGUUUGUCUGUAAACUAUGUAUGUUCCAUGUUCUACUUGUUUAUACACCACUUCCAUGUUUUUGUUUGUAAA